This is a messenger RNA of Entrophospora sp. SA101, 2739 nucleotides long. NCBI's taxonomy places the organism in Eukaryota, Fungi, Glomeromycota, Glomeromycetes, Entrophosporales, Entrophosporaceae. The record is from the annotation of a GenBank genome assembly.
AUGACCCUUCCCAAUAAGCCCCGCGGCACCCAAGAUAUUUAUCCCCCUCGUUCUCUUUUAUAUCAAAAAAUUCACCAAAUCAUUACCAAAAUAUUACAAAAAAAUAAUUAUCAACCAAUAAUUUUUCCUACUUUUGAAUAUCAAGAAUUAUUUACUACUUCUUUGGGUUCCACUACCGAUAUUAUUCAUAAAGAAAUGUAUGCUUUCCCUGACCGAAAAGGACGAGAAUUAGCCUUGCGACCCGAGGGAACUGCCAGCACGGUUCGCUUAGUUUGCGAGAAUAAACUAGUUAAAGAAGGAGUGGAAUUAAUUAACGGGCCAGGAAUUAUGGCUGAUUAUCAAAUUUUAAAACUAGUUGCGGAUAUUUUAAAUAAUAAAGAUUAUGUCGAGGAAUUGAAUAAAUUUUUAGAUAAAUUUUCCUUACCUUACCAAUAUAAUUAUGGUUUAGUUCGCGGCUUAGAUUAUUAUACCGGCUUGGUUUUUGAAGUUAGUUUCGCCGGAGAAAAGUCUUUAUUAGGUGGGGGUCGUUAUGAUAAACUUUACCAAGAAGUAGGAAAUAUAAAAGUUCCGGCAGUUGGUUUUGCGGUCGGAAUUGAGCGAUUAUUAGAUUAUUUAGCAAAAUUAGAAAAAUAUCCGUUAAUAAUAGAAUAUAAUUUAGAAGUUAGAAAAAUAAAAUCUCUUCCCAAAAUUAUUGACUACUAUCAACCGAAAAUAUUAGUAAUAGCGGGAGAAAAAGAACUAAAUAGCCAAGAAUUACUGAUAAAAGAUUGGCAAAAAAAGCAAAGUUUUUUCGUAAAGAAAGAGAAAAUAGUAGAGUGGAUUAGGGAUUAUUUGGUAGACUUAGAAGAAAAGGUCGAAAAUUUAGAAAAAGUUCCGGACGAACUUAUGAAGGCUCAAAUAAGUUUUCACCGAGGACAAAGCCCCCAAGAGUUUGCCGAACUAGCAAGAACUACUCGGGAAGAAGAUAUUGAUUUAACUACUUUCAUUAAUUUUCUUAAAGAGAAAAAUAGAAGGUUAUCCGACCAAAUUCAGAUUCGUCCAACUCGGGCUAACUAUCGGCAAUUAGAACAGUCUAAAAAAGAAUUAGAAGAAGAUAAAACAGAAUUAACGAGGGAAUUAGACCUCAAUAAUAAAAACGAUGAAUUAGCCCAAAAAGACCAAGUAAUUUCUACCCAAAUUAGUGAUAACCACCAACAGCAAAAAACUAUUACUGAUUUACAAGGCCAGAUUAAUGAGUUGGAACAAAAAUUAAAAAAACAAGCAGAGCAAAUGAAAACACUGACCGAGGAAAAAGACCAACAAGAGCAGUUAUGGCAGACCGAAAAGAGCCAAUUAUUAGCCGAAAUUGCCAAAAAAGAAGAGAAUAUUUCCCUCCAACAGCACGAGCAAGAAUUAACAAAACACUUAAAAAAAAUGACCGAAGCCGCCAAAACCGAGGUAAGAAAAGUCUGCCAACAGUUAAAAAUAUUUAACCCCGAUUGGGAACACCAACUAGAAAAAGUUCGAAAUUAUCCCGAACUAAUGAAGUUAACCCAGGAAUUCUUUCAAGAAAGAUUACCACCAAGAAUCACUGCUCCAAUUACGCAAAAUAUUGCUCUAAUUCGGAUUUCUGGUCCGCAAACUUACCAAAUCAUUACUCAAAUUUGCGACCGUGCUUUACCAGAAUAUCCUCAAAAAACCCCCCAAUUAAUUUUUGGCAAGGUCAUCAAUUCACAAAAAGAGAUAAUUGACGAAGUAUUAUUUCUUUGUUUUUACCAACCCUCUUCCUUUACCGGCGAGGAUGUGGUCGAAAUAAGUUGUCAUGGCAAUUUAUUUAUUGUUAAUCAAAUAUUACAAUUAAUCCUGGAAAAAGGUGCUGAAUUAGCUCACAAAGGUGAGUUUACUAAGCAAGCUUUUUUUAAUGGUAAACUAAAUUUAAUUCAAGCCAGCACGAUAAAUGAUUUAAUCCGCACUCCUUCGUUAGAGGGAACAAAAUUGGCUCUUCACAACCUAAGUUCAGAAACCCAAAAGGAAUUAGAAAAUAUUGAAAAUGAGUUAUUGGAAAUUAUUGCUAACAUUAAAGUCAAUAUUGAUUACCCGGAAUAUGACGGAGUAGAAUAUUUAACUGGCAAGCAAGUUCUUUCACGCUUGAAUAAACUAGUAAUGAAAAUGAAAAUGAUUAAAGAGAGUGGUAAAAAAGCCCGUGUUUAUCAAGAAGGAUUAAAGGUAGCCAUAGUUGGCAAACCGAACGUGGGAAAAUCUACUCUUUUAAACACCCUACUACAAGAAGAAAAAGCCAUUGUUUCGCCGAUUGCCGGCACUACUCGCGACAUAGUUGAAGCCUCUUAUAAUUUAAACGGUAUUCCAUUAACUUUAUUAGAUACGGCCGGUAUUCAUGAGACCCAAGACACAGUGGAAAAAAUCGGACCAAAAAAUUACUUAUUUAUUAUCAAUAAAACCGAUAAACCGAGUGAAUUACAAUUACCUGACUAUAUUUCUUCGGAAAAAGUUCUGCGAAUUAGUGCCAAAAAUAAGCAGUUGAGUGAAUUAGAAACUAAAAUUAAUGAUUUAUUUGCUAGUGAUUUAAUGAAAAACCUGUCUUCUUAUCCUUAUUUAAGUCAAAAUGCUUUGUGUGGCGAUUUAGAAGUCGGUUAUAAGUUAGUAAAAGAGUUAAGCGGUAAAGAAUACAAUGAGGAUUUACUAGAUAUUAUUUUUAGUGCCGAAGAUUACGCUAAUUAUUCACAGAAAGCGGGAAAUUAA